This is a messenger RNA of Parnassius mnemosyne (clouded apollo), 3715 nucleotides long. Lineage: Eukaryota; Metazoa; Arthropoda; Insecta; Lepidoptera; Papilionidae. The record is from the annotation of a GenBank genome assembly.
ACAGGAGUGGCCCCGAAUUGAACUGUCAUUGUUCAUGUAGUUUUCUGUGAUAAGAAAUACUGUGAAAUUAUAGUUUAGCGUAAUAUAAUUAUUAUAAUCAUUCGCGAUGUCUGCAUCGGGUGAAUUUGGAAACCCUUUACGCAAAUUUAAGCUUGUUUUCCUUGGAGAGCAGAGCGUUGGGAAGACUUCGCUCAUCACUAGGUUCAUGUACGAUAGUUUCGACAACACUUACCAGGCGACAAUCGGCAUCGACUUCCUGUCUAAGACCAUGUACCUAGAAGACCGCACGGUACGGCUACAACUGUGGGACACUGCAGGCCAGGAGCGCUUCCGCUCUCUCAUUCCUUCAUACAUUCGGGAUUCAACUGUUGCGGUCGUCGUGUAUGAUAUUACCAGUAAGUACCUAUUCUUGUUAACUUAUUGUCCUUUGUAUUUUAGUGGGUUUGAAUGCAAUCGUGAUAUAAGAGAAUUUACAGUUACAAUAAACGUUUUUUUAUAAGAGAGGGGGCAAACAACCAUACGGCUCACCUGAUGGUAACUGACUACCGCCGCCCAUUAACAACUGCAACACCAGGGGAAUUGCAGAUGCGUUGCCGACCUUUUCAAAAAGAGUAGGCUCUUUUCUUGAAGGGCCCUAAGUCGUAUCGGUUCGGAAAAAUUGCUAGUGGUAUUCGAUUCCACAAGGAAGUUGUGCGAGAAAAAAACCUGUUGUAAAUCGCAUAGCAGUGGACCGCCAAUCAUCCUGUUGGUAUGGAUGAUAUCGCGAGUUCUGUCGCGAUGUGCGAUGGUGAAAUUCAGCGACUGGAAUUAAUUCGAACAAUUCCUCUGACCAUUCCCCGUGGUAGAUACGAUAGAAUACGGAAAGAGAUGCAACAUUUCAUCGCAGCGCCAGUGAGCCAAGCCGAUUGGAAGGAGCUUGGUCGCCGACGAUUCGAACUGCUCUGCGCUGGAUGCGAUCAAAUGGAAGGAGCUGGCACUGGGGAGCCCCGGCCCAGAGAUGGGAACAGUAUUCCAUGUGCGGGCGAACCUGCGCCUUGUAAAGUUGCAGGCGGUGUGCCAGCACGAAAUACUGUCCCGCUCAAGCACGCCAAGCUUUUUAGAGGCCAAUUUAGCCUUCUCUUCCAAGUGACCACGAAACAUCACGUCAUUUGAUAUGUCGACGCCAAGGAUUCUGAUACUGAUAGCGUCCUGAAACUGAGGAGAUAUGACAAAGAGGUUCUUUUUAGCGGUAAGCGCGCAAACUUGUGUUGGCUUGGAAUUGAACUGGACUAGAUUUAGUCGCCCCCAAAUAAAAAUAUUAUAAAUAUAUGAUGAAUUGAGCAACUUACCUGCAUGUAAUGCACCCUGUUCGACAAACGAAAAGUUUCUGUUGACCUACUGAUAGAGGAAAAUACAUCUUCAUGUUCUGAACUCUCCCACAGACUGGUAAUGGGAAAACCUCUUCCUCCUCACUUUCCCUGCGCAAUAUUAGACUAAUAUUAUUAGUUUUACAUCGUUCAAGGAAUGCGUAAUUUUCAUUUGGCAUACGCCUAUAAAGGAUAAUAGAAAAUGUAUUGAAUAGUUAGAGUCGUGGCAGAGCUCAUGUGGAUCGUCUUAAAUUUCGAAUGUUGCCAGCAGCCGAAUUUCGAUUGACUUACAGUGUAUUUUUACCUAUUGUAAGACAUUACAUCACUACAAUCCUACUUGAUUACGGUACCGGUACGGAACUGGUACGGCUUAGAAUACUAAGUGGUACGGAUACCGGUAACGGUAACCUUACUUGAAUCCCACUUGAUUAUAAGCGGUGAUUUAGUUGAAAAUGGUAAACUGGCUGGAUGCUUUAGGUUAGCUUAUAAAACAUUGUAAUAGGAUGGAAUGACAGAUGCUAUUUUGCUUACGCAUUACGAAUGACGUACUAAACAAACAUCUUUGAUUCGAAUGCGCGGUCUUGUCUACAAGAUGAGUGUCGCCGGGCGUCUGGUUGUUGAUUUAUUCACUAUAGAUUAAGUAUAAAUAAUACUUAUAGAAAGUUAUUUUUUAAUAUAUCACACACACAGUUUUGGAAAUUCCACUGUCGUGGGAAAAACAACUUCUUAUUGUAACAAUGAAUUAUUAAAAUGAUAAUUAUUUUACUUAAGUUAUAUCUUUAUAUUAAUCUCGUAUACGUACGUCUUCUAUUGCUUAACUAGGCCUUUUGAUAAAGAAAUUGGUUUUUUAUGUUGUUACGGUACCUAUCAUGGUUAUAAUACAAUUUUUAUCUGUGGUGUUGUGAAACAUUUUAUAUCUGUAUAGGGAUAAAUUAAUUAUGUAUGUAUCGUGCAAUUCAAUUCCUGCGCGACAGUACUCAUGCGUAGCUAUCCCCUCCACGUUUCGUUCAGCGCUAGACUUACGUGCCGCGAUUUUUACUGUUAUAAAAGAAAACAACGCCAAUAUUAGCCAACCAAGUUUUAAACACUGGGGUCGCUACUCCCUUUAUCAUUUUUAAUUAGAUUUAUACGUUUGUUACUCAAAAUAUUAUUAUAAGUUUUUUUUUGCUAGAAUUAAUGAAAUAAUGAAUCUCAGAAUACCGAAACUUACACGACAAAAAUGGUAUAUCUUCUAUUUAUAGUAGGAAAUUUAUCUAAAUAUUCUAUUUGGUGUCUGUAAUUUGAGUAUUUGUGACGUAUAAUGGCGACCCGACGUGAGAGAAUCCACGGCCUCAUUUUGUCUCGUGGGUCCCGUAAGAGGUGAUUAUGUGAAAUACCUAAAACGGGAGGUCAUGUUCCGGCGUGGGCUUGUGUGAACUUUUGCUGAUGCAGAAGUUUGAGUGUUAGUUGUCCACCAAUUUAAUAAAAUGUCUUGGUCAUUAUUUCAUAGCAUUAUUUAAAAAUUAUCUAUUUAGGAACACAUUGCUUGUUAUUAUUUUACUAAACAAAUAUAAAAUAAUUUAGUUCAUAUGUUUCAUGCGACAUUUGUUACGUCGUUGGCAAAGUAAGCUAAGCUAAUAUCGUAGGGUUAACACAUGUUUGCUUACUGGUGCGACUAAAUGUUAGUGCGGCAUUACCGCAUUACGCCUCUCAAAUACAUUCCUUUAUUUAGGUCCCUAAUUUUACACGUUGCUUUUUAUAAUGUGCAAACAGGUAAUGCUACUUUGUAUGUACCUCUAAAAUAUAAUAAACACCUGCGUAAUUAAUCAUGUCGUGUGAUGGCAGCGUAGAAGAUCCCCAUACCAUACCGUGCCAGAAAGAUCCCCACACCGAAAAAGAGAAGUAAUGUCAAAGUUGCGAGACAAAGAGUAUACAGGGUUAUUUUGCAAUAACCGGCCAUAGAGCAGUUUCAUUGUGUGAACAGAGAAGGUUCAGAAUAAGUAAUAUAGGCAAAUGCUGAAGAAAAAUUAAUAAAAAAAUCUCAAACAUUCUGUCCUUUUUUAUCUUUUAAAGUCAAAAUGCGUCGUAAUGUAUUAUUUUAACUGAUUUUACAGCGCACGCACACAUACAUAAGGGUCAAUCGGUAGGCAAAUACGAUAAUAAAAAAAUUGUUGGCCAUAAAUCACAUGCAAUUUGGGAUAAAUAAAAAGUAGAAGCCUUAUUUACUCGUAUUUUUAAAAACUGUUCAAAUAUAUAAAUAAUGACAUACAAGGGUAUAUCAUUAUUUAUAUAUUUGAACUUAAGUUUAAAAGGGGAAUGCCCACCGUUCAUAGACACUUCGGCCAUGGGUGCCAACAUAUAAUAGCAUAUGGAAAUGAUAAUAUGCAAUU